Messenger RNA from Miscanthus lutarioriparius, 582 nucleotides. NCBI's taxonomy places the organism in Eukaryota, Viridiplantae, Streptophyta, Magnoliopsida, Poales, Poaceae. The record is from the annotation of a GenBank genome assembly.
AUGCAAGUUAUGGAUCAUAAUGUGGUGCGCCGAACAGUCAGAGCAAAAUUUGUAAACUCCUAUAUUGUGCUCCCGGCGGAACAGACACGAGGAGGCAUCUUCCUUGCGGUCAAUGAAGACUUCUUAGACCUCUCCGACAUUGUACUUACCGCGAACGCUAUAACCGCGCAGAUCAACAUGAGGGCAGAUGGAACAAGGUUGCAAAUUACAGUGGUAUAUGGCCCGCAAGGAGAGGCAGCCAAACUUCAAUUCCUCCAAGAACUGAAGAACAUUCCACCGCCGGAGAAUGAUAGAUGGCUCAUCGUGGGAGAUUUCAAUCUCAUCUACCAGGCGGAAGACAAGAACAACUCCAAUCUAAACCGCCGCCUCAUGGGGGCAUUUAGAGCGACGAUCGAUCAUUUGAGGCUCAAAGAAAUCAAGCUAAAUGGACGCCGCUUCACUUGGAGCAAUCAACAGGAAAACCAGACGCUCACUAGAAUUGACAGACUAUUAUGUACCCCCAAGUGGGAGUUGUUCUUCCCCUCGUGUUUCUUACACUCCCUUCCAUCGCUCAUGUCGGACCAUACCCCGCGGAUACUCUAG